Molecule: messenger RNA, 1251 nt
Organism: Dichotomopilus funicola
Lineage: Eukaryota; Fungi; Ascomycota; Sordariomycetes; Sordariales; Chaetomiaceae
Exons: 2
Coding region: 1-1251 (416 amino acids)
Source: RefSeq, a predicted model, not a curated record
AUGCAUUUCGCUACUGUGACCUUUGCCAUGGCGUCGGUUGGCAUUGCCACCGUCGCCGUUGCUUCCAACUUGGACAACACAUCCAACAACACAAACCUCACACCAGUGCCAACAGUGGACGCUGAGGUCGACUCGUACGAUGACGACUACGAGCCCGAGUUCGCCGAGGCCACCCCGGCCCCAGAACCCGCCACAGAGUUCGACCUGCCCGACACUCUCAUUACCGUCGUCCUCUCAGGCGAGGGUACCGAUAGCACCAACUUCCAAACCCUCGUCAUCACCCCCGUGACCCACACCGUGGGUGCUGCCGAGGGCGAGUCUCUCGCCGCCGAGGCCACCGGUCAUCCUCUUCACCGCCGUGAUGAGGAAGACGGCUACGAGUUCGACUAUGCCGAGGAAGACGGCGACGCCGAAACAACCUUCCACUUCUUCGCGCCCAGCGAACAUAGCUAUCACCAUCAACACCCCACCGCCUCCGUCUCUUCCACCGAGGAGUCCGAGGAGUCCGAGGAACCCCUCAUCACCCCGGCCCCAUCGCACCCCGUCCUCGUCGCCCGCGACCGUGACUGGCGCGCCGACCGAGACAGCGCCAUCUCCCGGGGCCGCGCCGCCCGAGACCGCGGGCGUCAACAAGGCCGUAACGGCCGCGAUCGGGGCCGCGAAAACGGCCGUGCUGCCAACGAGCGUGCGGCUGCGAACCGUGCUGAGGACCGCGCUCGGCGUCAGGGGGAGUACUACGAUAACCGGUACGACAACUACUAUAACGACAACGACGGCGUGGCCACCAGCACCGUAACCGUCACCACCCGCCGGCCUAACCCCGCCAUGCGCGCCGCUCGCGCCGCUAUGCGUGCUGCGCGCAUGAAUAUGCGCAUGAACCGCAAGAUUAAUGGGUAUAAGAACCGGAUGAUGGUGCGUCGGGAUUGGCAGCAGGAUCUGGCGUCGGCUAAGUCGUUGGCUUCGUCGUAUCGGAGUGUGGUUACCGCUGGUGGUGCUUCCUCUUCGAUAACCACCAUCACGACUACCACGCCGGUUGUUACCAAGGUGGAUAACACCGCUGCUACUGUUACAUCCACGUUGACGAGUACGCUGGUGAUUAGCACGGCUACGGGUUCCGGACAGGAUCCUAAGGCUACGCAGAAUUCGGAGGACGCUAAGGUUAGCGGGGCUGAUGUUCAGUCGGGGCGGUUUGCGCGGAUUGUUGUGAUUGUGGCUAUUGGGUGUGUUGUUGCUUGUGGGUUUCUGAUGUAG